AUGUGCUACUACGGCAACUACUAUGGUGGCCUGGGCUAUGGCUAUGGUGGCCUAGGCUGUGGCUAUGGCUGUGGCUAUGGUGGCUAUGGUGGCUAUGGCUACGGCUGUUGCCGCCCCCUGUGCUGUAGAAGAUACUGGUCCUAUGGCUUCUACUGA
Molecule: messenger RNA, 156 nt
Organism: Chinchilla lanigera (long-tailed chinchilla)
Lineage: Eukaryota; Metazoa; Chordata; Mammalia; Rodentia; Chinchillidae
Product: keratin-associated protein 20-2-like
Exons: 1
Coding region: 1-156 (51 amino acids)
Source: RefSeq, a predicted model, not a curated record